Molecule: messenger RNA, 6766 nt
Organism: Mercenaria mercenaria
Lineage: Eukaryota; Metazoa; Mollusca; Bivalvia; Venerida; Veneridae
Product: lysophosphatidic acid phosphatase type 6-like
Exons: 11
Coding region: 88-1491 (467 amino acids)
Biological process (GO): dephosphorylation
Molecular function (GO): phosphatase activity
Source: RefSeq, a predicted model, not a curated record
UCUACAACCGGUGUUACCUCGUCUCGAUUAUCCUUAUUGCGUCAAAUGCUAAGAAAAUUGCAAAAUUGUCUUUCAUAGCCCAAAAAUAUGUUUAACCGUAAAGUUGUGGGUGUUUCUGUGGGUUUUAGUAGUUGUUUAGCAGCAGGCGUAGGUCUCAAUUUCUUUAAAAAGAACUCAAAACUGGACAAUAACGAAAAAGGCACCCAGAAAACUGAAGCAGAAAAGCGCAAAAUUUUGCUGGAUGGGUAUGAACUGAAACAAGUUCAGGUCAUAAUCAGGCAUGGAGCAAGAACCCCUAUUCACACUAUGCUUAAUACAGAGCAGGUUGACUACAGUAAUCAGAUGUUUAUAGGCGACCUACCAUACACAGUAUACAAAUACCAGGCUGUGAAUUUAGAUGGUGGCCCGAGACCUAUCUCUACAUACGAUGCACAUUACAGCAAACCAGAAAGGUUAUUGAAGGGUGGAGCAAAACGAGGAUGGCUCACAAAACUCGGACAAGAUCAAAUGUAUCAAAUUGGUCGGUUGCUACGGAAACAAUACAUACAGGAAGCUAAGAUGAUAGACAGUGAAUUUAAUCCAACCCAAAUAUAUGUACGAUCAACCAAUACUGACCGGACUGUCGGAACAGCAAGAUGUCUCGUUGCGGGGAUGUUUGGAGCAGAAGCCCUCAGUAAACUACAAGAACCUGUAAAAAUCCAUGUUCGUCAACAAAGCGAGGAUGAGUUGCUGCCGCGGACGGGGGUAUGUCGCGUGUUACGUCAGAUUAAUCAUUAUGCUAUGAUACAUGGCGGGGACUUAUCAGGAUUGAGAGAAAACAGACUUCUCAUAGAGGAUUUACUUGGCUUUGAACCUGAUGGUACACCUGGGAAACAUAAGCUUAACUUUAUAGAUGUUCGGGACGACAUUGUAGCCAGAGAGACACAUGGGUAUCCUUACCCCGAAAAGUUGAAGCCACACCGUCCAAUGAUAGAGGAAAAUGCUUCAAAAGUCAUGUACUAUGCUUUCUGUGCACAUCAAGAGUCUGAGAGAGAACUUGCAAUGAAAUUGUCUACUGGCCCUUUACUCAAGUUAUUAAUAGACACAGCAGAAAACGCAGAACAACUUGGGACAAAGAUGUAUUUAUAUUCAUGCCAUGACUCUACCCUGGUAGGGCUUCUAGGGACAUUGGACGUCUAUGACUUUAACUGGCCUCCAUUUGGAUCUCAUGUGAUACUAGAAAUGUAUGAAAAUAAAGAAGAUAAAAAGAAAUAUGUCAGGGUAUCAUACAAUGGAAAGGAUCAGAUAGUAAGAGGAUGUAGUUCUGAGUUAACUUCCCUUGAAGAUUUUAAGAAAAAUGUAGGACAUUAUGCAAUAGAUAAAAAGGAGUAUAACGAAGUUUGUUCUUCCAAUAUUCUAGAAGUUAUUGCCAAAGAUGUGAUGGCUCAAGAGAAAGGUGAGAUCGAGGAUAGCGAAGACAAGGAGAGGUCAGAUACUCCUGCAGGAAUGUAAAAUGUGGGGAAUGGGGGAGGAGCAAAUGGUGUUAUCCCUGCCUGGGUGUGUCUGUUUUUACAUAUCUGUGUAGAUACACGAAACUUUAUAAACAGUGGGAGUAUUUUCAUUUUCUAUAAACAAGAUUCGAGGUGAAUAGAAAAAUCAAUGACUGCCAAUCAGAGUGACAUUGAUUAGGCAAAGCACCUGCCCUCAUGUUUUUAUGCCAAGCAAGGGUAUUUAAAUAACAAUCCUUGCCUUUUGACGGUGUUAAGGUUUUUUUUCUGUCAUAAGCACAUUUCACUUGCCAUGUAAAUUCUGCAUUUGGUGGAAAACACAAGAAAAACCCUGAACAUAGUGCACAGAAACUAGUAUUGAGAGUCAAAUACUUUGAUAUUACAGUGUUUUGCCUAACAGUAUGAGAAUGGUAUCUUUUAGUGUUCUUUUUGUUGAAGUAUGUAUCAGAGGAAAUUUUUUUUUAGAGCCACAUUUGUAAGUAAUUCCAUAAUUUUGAGAUUUAAAGAUACUUUUCUUUUUCUUUUGAUGAACUAGAAAGAAAGCCAGUCUUUUCAUUUUAUGCAGGGUAUAUUGUGUAUAGGAUGGCAUAGUUUUCAUGACAGUUUUUAAACUGUGUUCUUCCUCAUUGAACAAUAUUCAGGAUUACAUUCUUCAAUUUUUACCAAAAAUAUUAAGCAGGGAUUCCAAUACUUAACUGAUACCAAAUUUUCUUGCUGCAUCUGCGCAGUCCGGUCAGGAUCCGUUCUGUUCGCUAACAGUUUCUUUAAUUGCAAUAGGCAAACAGCAUGGAUCCUGACCAGACUAUGCGGAUGCGCAGGCUGGUCUGGAUCCAUGCUGGUCGCAAAUGCACUAUGUUGGUUUUCUCAUGGCGCGGCUCAAAUGUUUGCUUUCUGAGAGAGAUCUGUUAAAUCAGUCGACCUCUAGAUUUGUGUUGUUUUUAUUAUGCCCCUGAAGGGUGGCAUAUUAGUUUUCAACUGUCCAUCCGUUCGUUCGUUCGUUCAUUAGUUAGUUAGUUAGUUAGUUGGUUAGUUGGUUGGUUGGUUGGUUGGUUCGUUCGUUCGUUCGUUCGUUCGUCACAACGUUAACUUUUUGCAUGAAGGCACUUUACUCGCGAACCACUGCACCCAGGACCUUCAAACUUCACGUGCUGAUAGUACUUAUUGAGUACACCCUCUCUACUGACUUUGGGGUCACCAGGUCAAAGGUCAAGGUCACAGGGGCCAAUGUUAACUUUUUGCAUGAAGGCACUUUACUCUUGAACCACUGCACCCAGGACCUUCAAACUUCACCUGCUGAUAGUACUUAUUGAGUACACCAACCCUACUGACUUUGAGAGCAAAGGUCAAGGUCACAGGGGCCAACGUUAACUUUUUGCAUGAAGGCACUUUACUCGCGAACCACUGCACCCAGGACCUUCAAACUUCACGUGCUGAUAAUAUUUUAUGAGUACACCAACCCUUCUGACUUUGGGGUCACCAGGUCAAAGGUCAAGGUCACAGGGGCCAACGUUAACUUUUUGCAUGAAGGCACUUUACUCGCGAACCACUGCACCCAGGACCUUCAAACUUCACACGCUGAUAGUACUUAUUGAGUACACAACCCCUACUGACAUUGGGGUCACCAGGUCAAAGGUCAAGGUCACAGGGGCCAACCUUAAAUUUUUGAAUAAAGGCACUUUACUCGCGAACCACUGCACCCAGGACCUUCAAACUUCACACGCUGAUAGUACUUAUUGAGUACACCACUCCUACUGACUUUGGGGUCACCAGGUCAAAGGUCACGGUCACAGGGGCCAACAUUAAUUUUUUGCAUGAAAGCACUUUACUCGCGAAUCACUUCACCCAGGACCUUCAAACUUUACGUGCUGAUAAUAUUUUAUGAGUACACCAACCCUACUGACUUUGGGGUCACCAGGACAAAGGUCAAGGUCACAGGGGCCAAUGUUAACUUUUUGCAUGAAGGCACUUUACAUGCGAACCACUGCACCCAGGACCUUCAAACUUCACCUGCUGAUAGUACUUAUUGAGUACACCAACCCUACUGACUUUGAGAGCAAAGGUCAAGGUCACAGGGGCCAACGUUAACUUUCUGCAUGAAGGCACUUUACUCGCGAACCACUGCACCCAGGACCUUCAAACUUUACAUGCUGAUAAUAUUUUAUGAGUACACCAACCCUUCUGACUUUGGGGUCACAAGGUCAAAGGUCAAGGUCACAGGGGCCAAUGUUAACUUUUUGCAUGAAGGCACUUUACUCACGAACCACUGCACCCAGGACCUUCAAACUUCACACGCUGAUAGUACUUAUUGAGUACACAACCCCUACUGACUUUGGGGUCACCAGGUCAAAGGUCAAGGUCACAGGGGCCAACGUUAAAUUUUUGAAUAAAGGCACUUUACUCGCGAACCACUGCACCCAGGACCUUCAAACUUCACAUGCUGAUAGUACUUAUUGAGUACACCACUCCUACUGACUUUGGGGUCACCAGGUCAAAGGUCACGGUCACAGGGGCCAACAUUAAUUUUUUGCAUGAAAGCACUUUACUCGCGAAUCACUUCACCCAGGACCUUCAAACUUUACGUGCUGAUAAUAUUUUAUGAGUACACCAACCCUACUGACUUUGGGGUCACCAGGACAAAGGUCAAGGUCACAGGGGCCAAUGUUAACUUUUUGCAUGAAGGCACUUUACAUGCGAACCACUUCACCCAGGACCUUCAAACUUCACACGCUGAUAGUACUUAUUGACUACACCACCCCUACUGACUUCGGGGUCACCAGGUCAAAGGUCAAGGUGCUGCGGGGGCAUUUGUCACCAUUAGUGACAGCUCUUGUUGUUAUCUUGAAGUUAGGAAAUAUUUUUAUUACUUAGUAAUUGCAAGGAAAAAGUAAAAUAAUAAUAAGUGAUUCAGUGACUAUAAACUCAGCAAAUAUAUUUUUAAAAAAUGGAAAAAAUAUAUUGUGGAAGGAAAAGACAUUGUUACAUCUUGAGGUGAGCUCCUUCAUUACUCAGACUGGAAUGCUGAAAAAAUAAAAUAUUGUGCUUUUAUUUUCCAGGUAAUAUAAGUUAGCUUUCCGUGUUCUUAAUAUAAACAUGUGUUCUCUUAUUACUCUAUUUAAAAGUCUUUGCAUCCAGCACUAACAUUUAAAAUAAAUGUAAUAUUUUACUACAGGUGUUAUGUUAGAAGAAAUUGUAAAACGUUUGUUUACGUUAAUGCAUGCAGCCAGUUGUAAGUUUAAUAGUAUUAUAAUGUUAUAACAUUUAUCCCUUCCAUACCUAAAGCAUGCUAAAAUGUAUUGGUGUCUGAUUGUCCUUUCACCCUUCUGUAGAAUCAACAUUUAUUACACAAAACUUGUUUUGAACAUAUUUCUGAAAUAUCUAGGUCUGCAGCUAUCAAAUAUGGAAAUAUCUGACAUCCAAGGCAUAUACUGACACUUUUAGACAACAUCAAAAAGGAUUUUUUGAUUGAUUUGACGAAGUUCAAAAAAAUCUCCAUAUACCCUUGCUCCGUUACAGACUCCUGUGGGAUUUUGUGUUUUUUUCCGUGUGCAAAUAUUUGAAAUAUUUUGAAAAUGCUGCAUGACAGUGUAGAUAAAAAACCUUGAUUGGACUUGGUUUGCUAUUUUACACUGUCCCUGUGGUUUUGGAAAACCCUGCCUUACACAAAUGAGCUGUGCCAUGAGAAAACCAACAUAGUGGCUUUGCGACCAGCAUGGAUCCAGACCAGCCUGCGCAUCCGCGCAGUCUGGUCAGGCUCCAUGCUGUUCGCUUUUAAAGCCUAUUGGAAUUGGAGAAACUGUUAGCGAACAGCAUGGAUCCUGACCAGACUGCGCGGAUGCGCAGGCUGGUCUGGAUCCAUUCUGGUCGCAAAGCCACUAUGUUGGUUUUCUCAUGACGCGGCUCAAAUGGGCAUUUAAGAUCCUUGAAGUCUUUCCUUGCUAGGCAGGGAAUCUUGUCUUGAAUAUGUUUGUGUACAGUUUUGUUUAUAAUGCAAUAUCACAUCUAAUAACUGAGGCAUAGCUGUCAGUAACCCAAUGUACUACCUCAUCAUGGGAUAAAUACUGCAGGAAUAUGAACAAAUAAAUGUAGUAACUUAAAAAGUAGUUCCAGAAGUCACCUUGUAGGGUGGCUGAAUGUGUUAGUGAGUUGUUGAAAAAUAAUUUUCAUUAACCCUUACCAUGCUAGACAUGAUUGAUUCUGCCUAUGCGACCAGUGUAGAUCAUGAUCUGCACUGUUCGCUAUUCAGUCAGUAUCUUUUUGGUAUUCACCCCUGUACUGUAAAAAUUGAAAAAUGGACAAUUCCAUUAUAGAAAUUUAGCAGGGUAAGGGUUAAAGUUAACAUGUUGCAAGUGGAGUGUUGUAUUCCUUGUAUAUAGGGAACAUUGUUUUAUAUAGAUAUUGUAGAUAUCAGCUUGCUGUGAUAAUUAUUUUAAAUUCAUCUUUAAAUGGACCUGCCUCACUAUUUAUGUUGAUUGUUUUCUAAAUUUAUGCACUACUUUCUUUUGGAAUAGUAAAUAUAAAAUGAAAGGAAGUGAUUCAGUAAGUACUACGUUGUGUCUAUUUAUUAGAAAACAUCUGUGUAAGUCUUUGGAAUAAAACACAUUUGAAAGCAUUAGACAUGCAAAAAUGUUAAAUAAAAAGAAUUAAGCUGUGCUUCAAACUCCUAAAAUAGUAAACUUACUGUUUGAUCUACCUUAUUUGUAACCAGGUUUUUACUUGAAAUGCGUCUUUGUUUUCACGAUCAUGAUCAUUCAGACGAUUGGAGAUGGCACAUGUUGCAGAAUUAUAAUAAAUUAUAUAUAUAUAUACAUAUGUAUAUAUAUAAUGAUGCCAUUUAUACUGCCUAAUAUGUAUAGCCUUGUGUAAAAAAUGGGCAAAAUUAUAAUCUAAAAAAUAUCGAGUUUUUACAGAAUUUUUGCGUGGAAAUAUUGUUUUCAUGCCACUUUAGAUAUCCUGAAAUUCAAAACUCAUCAAGAUAUUUUGAAAAUUCAAAACAUAACACACCCUCAGACCUGUUUGCAGUGAUGUAUAACAUCGGUAGUAUUGUACUGAAUUGAAAGAAAUAUCAAAUUGAAUGAAAAAGCUUUGUUACAGAAAAUUUAGAUCAAACAGUAGGUAGUAUUGUGUAUGGUAUUUGAUAUAUAAAAAAUAUAAAUUCUGCUCUUCAUCUGGACGUAUUAGUAUAAUCACUAUAGCUAGAAAGUCACUUUGCAAUACAACUGUGUAAUUGUUUAUUGUUCUUAGUUUACUUUUAAUAAUAUACAAAUUGAACAAUAACACAA